Messenger RNA from Rodentolepis nana, 294 nucleotides. NCBI's taxonomy places the organism in Eukaryota, Metazoa, Platyhelminthes, Cestoda, Cyclophyllidea, Hymenolepididae. The record is from the annotation of a GenBank genome assembly.
AUGGAAGGACGCGAUAUCAGCACAAUUGCCAUCAUUCCUCUUUUUCUUAGACACCUUCUCGGACCCGUCUCGGUAAUUGGCUAUUCUGCAGCUCGAGCCAUGGCAAUAACAAUGAGCUUCACCAGAUUUGGACGUGUUGAUGACGCCUGGUUGGGUCUUGUGUUAGCUAAACUUCAACUUAAAAUUACACCCUUUAACGAUAUCUAUGUUUUUGCCAUCCCGAAUGGCACCAAAGAAGUUGCUUUUGCCGGUAUUAGUAAAUUUAACAAAUUUGUUGCCAAACAUAAGCUUUAA